GGUCCAUACAUUGUUGAUUGAACCCUGAGCUACAUUUUCAAGAGGAGACGAAGCGGUGAGUAGGCCGUAGAAAAUACGUGUAAACAGAGAAGAUUACAAAACUGUUCUACCAGUUCAACUCUUUGGGGGGGGGGGGCUCGUAAAUGGAGUCGCUUGAGAAAGCAAGAAACAGAUGUAUGUCAGGAGAAGUGCAGUAUUAUCAUAAGGAGACGUAUACUUGGAUGACGGAAGAGGAAUGAAAGGAAAAAGAGAGGCAGAGGAGGUCUAAGAGAGAGAGAGAGAGAGAGAGGGAGGGAGGGAGGAAGAUUGUGAGCUUGAGUCGGUAAAAAAUGGCAGGAGGUCUAAGAGAGAGAGGGAGGAAGAUUGUGAACUUGAGUCGGUAAAAAAUGGCGGGGAAAAGGGAGAAUGUUUGUUAAAGAAGAAUGGUAGGAAAUGUAAGCGAAGUGAGCUGAAGACAGGAGGAAAAAUGGAAGUGAGUGAGGGUGAAGUAUCGGAGGUGGUAGGUGUGGUGAAGUACUCGGAGCCCGAGGCUUGCACAGGGGGUCAGGAUAAAGAUGAGUCUGACAGUAGGAGUGACGUUUUUGGUUGACGUUUGGCAACUCGAACCUUCAGCUCCCUCCACAGAUUUUCUAUGGCAUUAAGGUCUGGCGACUGGUUAGGCCACUCCAGGACCUUAAUGUGCUUCUUCUUGAGCCUUCUUCGUGGCGCAGUGGUCUAAGGCACUGCAUCGCAGUGCUAGCUGUGCCACUAGAUAUCCUGGUUCGAAUCCAGGCUCUGUCGUAGCCGGCCGCGACCGGGAGACCCAUGGGGCGGCGCACAAUUGGCCCAGCGUCGUCCAGGGUAGGGGAGGGAAUGGCCGGCAGGGAUGUAGCUCAGUUGGCAUGGCGUUUGCAACGCCAGGGUUGUGGGUUCGAUUCCCACGGGGGGCAAGUAUGAAAAAAUAUAUAUAAAAUAAUAAUGUAUGCACUCACUAACUGUAAGUCGUUCUGGAUAAGAGCGUCUGCUAAAAUGUAAAAAUGAGCCACUCCUUUGUUGCCUUGGGUGUGUGAUUUGGGUCAUUGUCAUGCUGGAAUACCCAUCCACGACCCAUUUUCAAUGCCCUGGCUGAGGGAAGGAGGUUCUCACCCAAGAUUUGACGGUACAUGGCCCCGUCCAUCAUCCCUUUGAUGCGGUGAAGUUGUCCUGUCCCCUUAGCAGAAAAACACCCCCAAAGCAUAAUGUUUCCACCUCCAUGUUUGAUGGUGGGGAUGGUGUCCUUGGGGUCAUAGGCAGCAUUCCUCCUCCUCCAAACACGGCGAGUUGAGUUGAUGCCAAAGAGCUCAAUUUUGGUCUCAUCUGACCACAACACUUUCAUUGACAAACUUCAGACGGGCCUGUAUAUGUGCUUUCUUGAGCAGGGGGACCUUGCGGGCGCUGCAGAAUUUCAGUCCUUCACGGCGUAGUGUGUUACCAAUUGUUUUCUUGGUGACUAUGGUCCCAGCUGCCUUGAGAUCAUUGACAAGAUCCUCCCGUGUAGUUCUGGGCUGAUUCCUCACCGUUCUCAUGAUCAUUGCAACUCCACGAAGUGCAUGGCGCUCCAGGCCGAGGGAGAUUGACAGUUCUUUUGUGUUUCUUCCAUUUGCGAAUAAUCGCACCAACUGUUGUCACCUUCUCACCAAGCUGCUUGGCGAUGGUCUUGUAGCCCAUUCCAGCCUUGUGUAGGUCUACAAUCUUGUCCCUGACAUCCUUGGAGAGCUCUUUGGUCUUGGCCAUGGUGGAGAGUUUGGAAUCUGAUUGAUUGAUUGCUUCUGUAGACAGGUGUCUUUUAUACAGGUAACAAGCUGAGAUUAGGAGCACUCCCUUUAAGGGUGUGCUUCUAAUCUCAACUCGUUACCUGUAGAAAAGACACCUGGGAGCCAGAAACGCCAGGGUUGUGGGUUCGAUUCCCACGGGGGGCCAGUAUGAAAAAUUUAUGCACUCACUAACUGUAAGUCGCUCUGGAUAAGAGCGUCUGCUAAAUGACUAAAAUGUAAAUAUGUACCAGUACAGAGGGAUAGGCCAACAAGUGAUAUAUGUUUCAGUAAGAUUGGAUUUUUAGCGUUUAUAGCAAUGGUUAUUAAUUGUACUGCAAGUCGAAGAAAAUUGAGGUUGUGGUGGCAGCUGCAGAGAGGUAUUUGGGUGUGCGAGACUUGACAUCAGAAGAGUUACAGGGAGUGUUAAGUGGUGAUGUCCCAUCAUUUCAGGUUGAGGGCAUUAGGUAGGAAUGAAUAUAUUUAAAUAGUGGAGUAGGGUGGUGUUAUUAUAGUGUAGUGUUAGAUAGUAGGGUUAUUCUUUAUUUUAUUUCAUUUUCAAGCAAAAUAUACUCCAGUCUAGUAGGUGGCGGUAAUGCAACAAAUUGGAUGCCAACCGCCGUUAAACCUAAUCGAAGAAGAAUAAUAAUUGUGGAUUGAAAACUAGGAAUAGGUAAAGUCUUACAGACUCAUAUAUACUUUUGUAUACUAUAUGGCGUAGUACAUUUCAGUUAGUGUGAAUUAAUUAGUUGCUUUCAAGUUUCUACUGUCAGAACCUGACAUCCCUGUCAUUUAGCUAGCACGGUAGCUAACUGAGUUGUCUGCUUGCUUUUAUCAAAGUAUUUUGGUAUAGGCUAGGUCGAAAAUAUACAGGUUAUAGGCAGCCGGUGUGUUUGACUGAUCCCCUCUUGUUGGUGGUGAACACAUUGACACUUUAUUUUUCCAGGCAAUAAUUGAACAUGGAAAACCUUGCCUCAAGCCUAGAGACCGUGGCAUUGAAUGGUUUUCAGGCUCCUACGGUUGAUGACAAUGGACAGAAGGACAGCUCACCUGCAGAGAUACUAAGGUUUCUCCUCAAUUCUGAUCUAUGGAUGUUUCAUAUUUACAGCUAGUGACCAUAUCAGUCAUUCUGCAAUACUUUCAGAUUUAUAUGUAUUAUACAGUAUGACAAUUUAAUAGCCUACCCCUGUCAUAGAGUAUGUAAUAUAUGAGGUAGAUAGAUGGAUAGAGCUGAUACUAAGUCUUGUUAUUACAUUUUACAUCCAUGAGUGUUUCACCCCUCAGGAUAAAAGAACAGAUGUCAAAUCAAUGUUUUGAGAUGACCGUGAAGCUCCAAGCAGGUAAAUUACAUUACCUUUUAUUACUGAAUUGGGUAUGCUGAUAUACUAUGUGACUAUAAAAUAGGGUUAUUAUUAUUAAAUGUCAAGUGUUCUUUAACAGGAAAAAGCAAAAGAUCUUGCAGUGCACCUGAUGCUGACAAAGACUUGUGAGUGUCUUUAGUUGGCAAUGUCAUCUCAUGUUGGCCUAUUCAUAACCAACAUUUAUUUUCUCAAUUCAGAUUUAGAAAAAGUGGAUUUAUUUGUCUCUUGAUAAUCCACAGGCCGGAUUAUGCUAGUACUUUGGAGGAAGCAAAAAUCACUCAUUUUAACAAGACAUUGGCCUUACACAGGUAACUAUCACAUUUCCUUGAAUUACUAGUACAUUAGUUAUGAUAGGCAUUUGUUGCUUGCAAACCCUUUAUGUAGAAGUCUGGAGCAUCAGUUCCAUUUGGACAGUUUGUAAACAGAUUAUACGUUGUGUUGUAUUUGUCAGGAUGCAGGUGUGGCAUGCCAUCUCUGAGAAGCUGAAAUCCAGUGAUCCAGAGGCCGAGUAAGUCCUUCAGGAGCUGAUUCUAACAACCUGUGUGCGUCCCAAAUGGCAUCCUAUUCCAUAUAUCCUUCAAACUCCACUCUGGACCUCGAAGCCAGUUCCACUGCAUUUUUUCAUUGUUCCCCUCUAAUCAGGGACUGAUUUAGACCUGGGACACCAGGUGUGUGCAAUUAAUUAUCAGGUAGAACAGAAAACCAGCAGGCUCCAGACCUCAUAGGGUAAGAGUUGAAUACCCCUGCCCUAUAAAGUCCACUACUGUUGACCAGAGCACUAUGGACUAUAUAGGGAAUAGGGUGCCAUUUUGGACACAGACCCUGUCUUAUUGAUAUCAAAGGACUCAAGCAGCUCCAUGUAAACUGGCUUUGAGAAGGGGGGGAAAAAUAUUAUUAACACUACUUUGUGAUAGAGUUCAAUGUGUUUGUAAAAAUGUCAGUCACACAAACCACAAAUGGGUAUCACAGUUGUUUACCUACUGACGUUGUAAUUACACUGCACUUGCCAGUGUAAAAACAUGUAAAUGCAUGUUUUAAGCACAACUUGAUGUAUCUUUUUUUCCAGAGCAAUGAGGGGACUGACCAAUCGUAGCCUAGACCUUUGUUCAAAGAUAAAGACACUUCAGCAGGUGGGUGCAUCUGUUAUCAAUAUGUUUGGACAAUGGACGUUUUCACCAAUCUGAUUGUGUGACUGUAACUAACAGUUUUAUAAAUUAGAACAAUGUUUAUUGCUUUCAUCAUAAAAACGAUGUGGUCAUUGGCUUGGCUCUGCUGCUGUAUUGUGUCACCAACUGUUGUGGAUUUAUGGAAUGUUAUUUCUGACCUCUUGUUUGCUUUGUCAACAGGAAUCAUGUGCGCUUCAGGACCAAAUCACAGACCUACAAAAGCAGAGGCUAGGUAUUUCAUCAUCCACACUAUGAACACUUUACCGUAGAGGAUAUAUAGGAAUUCACUAAAUUUGAUUGAAGAUAUGAACAAUCACCUUUUUAGUUCAUGUUUUAAUACUUUGCCUUGUAGUUCAGGUGGAGCAGUGAACUGAAUAAUAAAAAAGAAACUCCUUCAAACAUAUUUCAAUCGUUUACAUUUAUUUUAUUUUUCUCCUCACUCUGCAGAUCUAAAGCGUCUCACUCAUGAGAAGAUGAAGGAGAUGGAUGAGUUGAAGAGGAAGAGGGAGCCCCCAGAGGCAGAGAAGUACAGAAACAUCCUGCAGAAAGGCCAGUCUCACCUGGAGAAAUACCAGAAGAUGGCCACCGUCACACAGAAUGUCCUUCGGGUAAAUGGGCCUUUUUAUAUCUUUAAGAAGUUUCAUUCUUAAGGUAUGUCCCUAAUAAUAUCUCCUUUCUUCUGAAGUGUGCACUCAUUUACUUCUUCUCACAAAUCUAAAAGCAUUGGAUUGGUGGAGUCAUGGGCUAGUUGGAAUUUCUACCAUAUUUCUUAUACCAGUCAUUUCCUUCCAAAUCAGUAAAGGGAAGUGAACAAGUGCACACUUAUGGAGGAAGGAGAUAUAAUCGGGACAUAGCCUUAGUGCGAAGAGGAUGAUGGCAUAUUACCUGUUUUGUCAAUAAUGUCAGAACUCAUGAUGCUAUGUAGUUUUUUUCUCCAGGGGAUCAUCAUUGCCAGUAAAGUGAACUGGAGAGAUGACCCCAAACUGAGAGACAUCGCCAUGACGUUGGAGGACAUUCCCAUCUCUGAGGAAUGAGCGGUCAGCAUGGAAGGGGAAAGUAAUUGCAACAUUGUUGUAACAUUGUUUAUAUGUACAGUUAUCAGAAGUUGUAGUGUGAUAGAGAAGGAACAAAGUGUUAUCACAGUAGAUGUAAAAUGCAUAAUACACUGCAUCAGAGAUGGACAUCUUUUUGUAAUACGUUUUUGUUUGUACAAAAGCAUAGUUGUACUUCAUUUUGUAUUGAUAACUUUUGUUUUUAUGAAUAAAACUGCUAUUCACCAG
Coregonus sp. 'balchen' is the source of this 5576-nucleotide messenger RNA. Lineage: Eukaryota; Metazoa; Chordata; Actinopteri; Salmoniformes; Salmonidae. The record is from the annotation of a GenBank genome assembly.